Molecule: messenger RNA, 21913 nt
Organism: Megalobrama amblycephala (Wuchang bream)
Lineage: Eukaryota; Metazoa; Chordata; Actinopteri; Cypriniformes; Xenocyprididae
Gene: obscnb
Product: obscurin, cytoskeletal calmodulin and titin-interacting RhoGEF b
Exons: 86
Coding region: 397-21459 (7020 amino acids)
Molecular function (GO): guanyl-nucleotide exchange factor activity; protein binding
Source: RefSeq, a predicted model, not a curated record
AAUAAUGUGCAGUUUGUUACUGCAUGAAGUAAAUAAAACAAUAGCUUUUUAAUAACUUAAAAAUAGAUUGGUACUUAGUUGGAGAAACUGCCUAAGCUGUUAAAACGGAUUGCCAUACAGGUUUCUGUGAGGCGGCUGUUCAACAAUAACAGUUACUUCACCUCAGUCACACAUUCGCUCCGGUAAGUGACGGAUCUAUUUUCAACGGGAGGUUGGACAGAUAGAAGAGCGUCACACAGAAAGCAAAGACACUGGGGGAUAAAACACACUGUCCUCCUCUACAGUUCACGGAAUUUACCUGUUUUCACGCGGAUAUUUUCGCAUGCCAGCAUCGGAUAUUUAUGAACUUCUGCACCGGUUUAAAUCAUCUAGCUUGAGGAGAAAAAGAGAGCAGUAAUGGAUCAGAAUCUAUUUGGUGGGGUUCCACGCUUCCUAACUCGACCCAAGGCCUUCUCGCUGAGCGUGGGACGAGAUGCCUCCCUCAGUUGCACUAUUGUUGGAAACCCUGUACCUGUAGUAACCUGGGAGAAAGACAAACUGCUUCUUUCUGCAGGGGGACGCUUCAAAACAGUGGAGGAUGGUGACGUUUACCGACUUACCAUCUACGAUCUAAAUCUAGAAGACAGCGGUCAGUACAUAUGUCGUGCCAAGAACAAUGUCGGUGAGGCAUAUGCGGCUGUGACCCUGAAGGUGGGAUUGCCGGAAACUGUAAUAGAGCGUGCUCCAGUGUUUAUAGUGAAGCCUGUCUCCACCCGUGUGGGUCUAGGAGGUGAUGUUACCUUCUAUUGUCGUGUGGCAGCCCAUCCAGCACCCAACUUUGAUUGGGAAAAGGAUGGCCGCUACCUGGGUGAGACCAACCGCAUCAAGAUAACCUCCGAAAACGAAUCCAGCUCCUUGAGGAUCCAGAGCGUCAGGAGCUUGGACAGUGGUACCUACACCUGCCGUGCUCAGAACUCCAUUGGCCGCUCUCAGUCCGCCGCCACUCUGGUGGUGGACCUCCAAGAUACUCGUCUCCUGAACGCAGACAAGAGCACAUCCCUCCUCUCGCACAUGCAGAAGCGGAAAGAAGAGAUGCGGAAGGAUAUCGCUUUCUACCGCACCGUGGAAAGCUCCUCAGCCUCGCUCUCAGCAUCUUCUUCCAUGAUCACAGAGGAACUUGGAAGCUCUGGACUCGCCUAUGAUCAGGAGCAGAGGUUUUCGGCCUUAACCAGCAUGUUGCCCAAAGGCGUGUUUACCCGAACAUGCACUGUGACCGAGGGUAAACACGCAAAGCUUAGCUGUUUCGUCACAGGCCAUCCUAAACCUCAGAUCAUCUGGAGGAAGGAUGGGGGGAACAUCAGCGAGGGUCGCAGACAUGUUAUGUAUGAGGACCAGGCUGAGAAUUUCAUCCUCAAGGUGCUCUACUGCAAGCAGAGUGAUAAUGGGCUGUACACCUGCAACGCAUCCAACAUGGCUGGACAAACCUAUAGCGCUGUGCUAGUGAUUGUCAAAGAGCCAAAGAUUCCAUUCAAGAGGAAGCUGGAGGAUGUUGAGGUGAAGGAAAAGGAAACGGCAACUCUGCAGUGUGAGGUACCAGUGUCGCACACAAAGGCUAGCUGGUUUAUGGAGGAGACCCGUCUGGAGGAAAGCACCAAGUACCGCAUGGAUGCGGAGGGUACCCUGCGCCGCCUCACUAUUCACAAUGUCACCACCAACGAUGAUGCCGUCUAUAUCUGUGAGAUGAAGGAAGGCAGUCGCACUGUGGCCGAACUUACAGUGCUGGGCAACAUCACUAAAAAGCUGCCGAGGAGGACAGUGGUGCCAGUUAGCGAUACUGUGAUCUUCUGUGUGGAACUGGAGCAGCCAGUAGAUGACGCAUACUGGACCAGGAAUGGGGAGAAGCUGAAAGAGGACUCCCGAAUUAUUAUCGCCCGCAUUAACAGGCAGUACACACUGACCAUUCGUGAAUGUACCGCGGAGGACUCUGGUGAGGUGGCCUUCAUCGCCAAUGACUGUAAGACCUCCACCCGCUUCUCUGUCACAGCACCGAGGAAACACCCUCCAGAUCCCCCAGUUGAGCCAACGGUGCGGAACAAAACAGAUUCGUCGAUCACACUGUGCUGGUCUCCGCCGGACAGUGAACGGCCUGUGCCCAUAAACGGCUACAUCUUGGAGCGCAGGAAGGUUGGAGCCCAAACCUGGAUUAAAGUCACUAGUACGACUGUGUCUAGCACUGAAUAUACCAUCAGUGAAAUCUCAGAGGAGGCGAGCUAUCAGUUCCGUAUCUCAGCGGUCAAUGAUUUCGGUCAGAGUGCCUACUUGGAGGUUCCUGGUACAUUUUAUCUUGAGCCCACAGCGUCAGUGAAGACAGGCCUGGUGAGCUGCAGUGCACAUGCAGGCGAAGAAGCCACCUUCACCGUGGAGCUCUCGAGUGUUUGUUCUGGCUCCUGGACCAUAAACGACCGAAUGAUCCGCAGCGGAUCCGAGUAUCUGAUCACACGCUCAAAGACCACACACACGCUGGUCAUCAGGGAGGUGUCCAUGGCGCUGAACGGGGCACAGGUGAAGUUUGUGGGUGGCGGAUCUCAGAGCGUCUGCACACUUACUGUGAAAGCUGCACCUGCACGUUUCACCAGUAAGUCUUCUCAGGUUGAGGUAUUUACUUUCAGCAUGCACUCCUCUGCUCAGAUGCACACAGAAGUGUCCGAUUCAAGUGUCCAGGUUGUUUGGAUGAAGAAUGGGAAGGAGCUGAGGAUGGGUAAAAAAUAUGAAGCCACAAGUGUGGAGCGCAAACGCAUACUGACAGUCCACAACGUGGACCAUGAGGACGUGGGCAUCUAUGAAUGCACGUGUGAUGGCGAUAAAAUGUCUGUCCAACUUGCCCUUAAAGAAGAACCAGCUAAGUUUGUUAACAAGCCGAGGGCUCAGCCCCAGGAGAGUGACGCUCUGGUGGGUGACGUGGUGUUGAGAUGUGAGGUUGCUUCUCCUGGAACCGCUGUUGUGUGGAAGAAAGAACAGACAGAAAUAACGGAGGACACGAGGACAACUUUUAUCUCUCAGGGGACGCAAAGGAAGCUGGUCAUCAGGGGUGCCAAACAGAGCGAUGAAGGACACUACUCGUGUGAGACGGCAGAGGACAAAAUGACAUUCCUGGUCAAGAUAAAAGAAACUCGGGCUGCUUUCUCCAACAAAGACUCUUAUCAGAAAGAGGUGAAGGUAUCAACAUCCCAGAAGGCCACACUAAGCUGUGAAGUUUCGGAUGCCAAAACUGAGGUGAAAUGGUUCAAGGAUGGCAAGCAGUUGAGCUCCAGUAAGACGGUCCACAUGGAGUCAAAGGGCAAGAGCCGUCAGCUGGUGCUGGAGAACGUGGAGAAGAAGGAUGCUGGAGAAUAUACCUGUGAAGUUGGAAAUGAGAAACUGGUCUUUAAGAUUCGGGUGGAAGACAUUCAAGCCGCCUUCGCCAACAAGGACUCCUAUCAGAAGGAAGUGAAAGUUUCAGCCUCCCAAAAAGCCACACUGAGCUGUGAGGUUUCUGACCUCAAGACUGAGGUGAAAUGGUUCAAGGAAGGCAAGCAGUUGAGCUCCAGUAGGACCGUCCACAUGGAGUCAAAGGGCAAGAGCCGUCAGCUGGUGCUGGAGAAUGUGGAGAAGAAGGAUGCUGGAGAAUAUACCUGUGAAGUUGGGAAUGAGAAACUGAUUUUUAAGAUUCGGGUGGAAGACAUUCAAGCCGCCUUCUCCAACAAGGACUCCUAUCAGAAGGAAGUGAAAGUUUCAGCCUCCCAAAAAGCCACACUGAGCUGUGAGGUUUCUGACCUCAAGACUGAGGUGAAAUGGUUCAAGGAAGGCAAGCAGUUGAGCUCCAGUAAGACGGUCCACAUGGAGUCAAAGGGCAAGAUCCGUCAGCUGGUGCUGGAGAACGUGGAGAAGAAGGAUGCUGGAGAAUAUACCUGUGAAGUUGGAAAUGAAAAACUGAUUUUUAAGAUUCGGGUGGAAGACAUUCAAGCCGCCUUCUCCAACAAGGACUCCUAUCAGAAAGAAGUAAAAGUUUCAGCUUCCCAAAAAGCCACACUGAGCUGUGAGGUUUCUGACCUCAAGACUGAGGUGAAAUGGAUCAAGGAAGGCAAGCAGUUGAGCUCCAGUAAGACCGUCCACAUGGAGUCAAAGGGCAAGAUCCGUCAGCUGGUGCUGGAGAACGUGGAGAAGAAGGAUGCUGGAGAAUAUACCUGUGAAGUUGGAAAUGAGAAACUUGCUUUUAAGAUUCAGGUGACAGAUGUUCAAGCUGCCUUUACCAACAAGGACUCUUAUCAGAAGGAAGUCAAAGUUGCUGCUUCCCAAAAAGCCACACUGAGCUGUGAGGUUUCUGACCUCAAGACUGAGGUGAAAUGGUUCAAGGAUGGCAAGCAGUUGAGCUCCAGUAGGACCGUCCACAUGGAGUCAAAGGGCAAGAGCCGUCAGCUGGUGCUGGAGAACGUGGAGAAGAAGGAUGCUGGAGAAUAUACCUGUGAAGUUGGAAAUGAGAAACUUGCUUUUAAGAUUCAGGUGACAGACAUCCAAGCCGCCUUCUCCAACAAGGACUCCUAUCAGAAGGAAGUGAAAGUUUCAGCCUCCCAAAAAGCCACACUGAGCUGUGAGGUUUCUGACCUCAAGACUGAGGUGAAAUGGUUCAAGGAUGGCAAGCAGUUGAGCUCCAGUAAGACCGUCCACAUGGAGUCAAAGGGCAAGAGCCGUCAGCUGGUGCUGGAGAACGUGGAGAAGAAGGAUGCUGGAGAAUAUACCUGUGAAGUUGGAAAUGAGAAACUUGCUUUUAAGAUUCAGGUGACAGUAUUGACUUUCUCUAUCUCAAAACUGCCUUCACCAACAAAGGACUCCUAUCAGAAAGAAGUGAAAGUUUCAGCCUCCCAAAAAGCCACACUGAGCUGUGAGGUUUCUGACCUCAAGACUGAGGUGAAAUGGUUCAAGGACGGCAAGCAGUUGAGCUCCAGUAAGACCGUCCACAUGGAGUCAAAGGGCAAGAUCCGUCAGCUGGUGCUGGAGAACGUGGAUAAGAAGGAUGCUGGAGAAUAUACCUGUGAAAUUGGGAAUGAGAAACUGCUCUUUAAGAUUCAAUUGGAAGAUGUCACUACUAAAUUCCAGAAGACAUCCGUGACAAAAGAAACUGUGAUGGUCGAGUCAACAGAGAAGGUUGUCUUAAAAACUGAGGUGAUGUCAGAGAGUUGUAGUGUUAAGUGGUUCAGGGAUGGAGUGGAACUAAAAGAUGGAUCAAAGUAUGAGAUGAAACAGGAAGGUCGCUCGCGUGUCCUAAUCGUUAAGUCUUCUGAAUCCAAAGACAGUGGCACUUACUUCUGUCAGACCGCUGAUGACAAGGUGGAGUUCAAGGUUCAGGUCAAAGAGGCACCUUUAAAAUUUGUGGUGCCAUUGCAGCCGGUAUCUGCAGUACUAGAAAGCACCAUGACCCUUUCCUGCGGCCUCAACAAAGCCACAAGUAAUGUCCUCUGGAGGCAUAACGGCAAAGAAAUCAAACCGGGUGGCAGAUUCAGCAUCCGCACUGAUAGCACCAACUGUAUCUUGAUUGUCUCUGCUGUGGCUCAGGAGGAUGAAGGGGAGUACAGCUGCGAAUGCAAAGACGACAAGACCACCACCAAAGUCACCACUAAAGCCCCACGUCUGGUGAGGUUCACUACCAAGCUGAACAAUGUUGUUGCAAAUGAAGGCAAAGAAGCCAUUUUCAAAUGCUCUAUCACACCAGCCGAUGUGAGUGUCAGAUGGCUGCGUAAUGACGUUCCUAUAACAGCUAGUCCCAAAUUUAAGAUCGCUCACGGAGGAAGCAGCCACUCCCUCACCAUCACAGCCGUCACUCAGGAGGACGCAGGAGAGAUCAGUAUCGAUGCAGAGGGGAAAGUGUGCAAAGCCACACUCCAAGUACAACAGCUUCCUGUGACCUUCAAGAAGAAGCUUGCAGAUGUGACUGUGCAGGAGCAGGACACAGUUCGGUUGGAAGUGGAGCUGAGUAAACUCUCAUCAGAUGUGAAGUGGAUGAAGAAUGGAGUGGUUUUACAGCAAGGAGGAAAUCUGGAGAUUCAUGUGGAUGGUGCCAAGCAGACUUUGGUCCUCAAGAGUGUGGCAUAUGCUGACAGAGGAUAUUACUCAUGUGAAACCCUAGAUGACAAGACCCAGGCCAAACUGACAGUAGAGAUUAAGAAGAUUCAGGUAGUAAAAGGCCUGAAAGAAAUGAAAGUACAAGAAAAAGAGACUAUCACCAUGGAGGUGGAGCUCAGCAAGGCUGAUGUAGAAGGAUCCUGGAGCAAAGAUGGAAUGAAACUGAAGGCAGGACCCAAUAUCAUCAUUACAGCACUGGGCAACAAGCACAGUCUGACUAUGUCCCAGCUGAAGAUAAGUGAUGGUGGAGCUAUUACCUUUCAAGCUGAGGAUGUCCAUACGUCUGGAAAACUUAUUGUUACAGAACCGGCUGCGAAGAUCCUCAAACCUCUACGGGAUAUCAGUUCUCCUGAAAAGGAAAAAGUCACUUUUGAAUGUGAAGUGUCAAGAGCAAAUGCUGAUGUCAAGUGGUUUAAGGAUGAUGAGGAACUGAAGCCAGGAAGGAAAUUUGGCAUUCAAUCCCAGGCCAACAAGCGCACCCUCCUCAUCCACAAGUGCGCGUUUGAGGACCAGGGCCAGUAUAUAUGUAAAACAACAGAUGACAAUACUUCAGCCAAGCUCACUGUUCAUGCCCGAGAUAUUAAAAUAGUGAAGCCACUGCAGGACAUGGAGGUGACAGAGAAGGAGAGCGCAACGUUUGUUUGUGAGGUGUCUCACGAUGAGGUAGAGGCUCAGUGGCACAAAGGUGAUGCCAAACUCAAAGCUGGAGACAACAUCAAGAUGAGGCAGGAGGGAAGAACAUACGUACUACUCUUCAAAUCUGUAAAGGCUGAGGAUGCUGGUGAAAUCAAGUUCACAGCUGAGAAGGCCUCUUCAACCGCUAAACUGAAGGUUAAAGAACUGCCUGUCAGAUUUGUGAAGAAACUGAGAGACAAAAUUGCCAUGUAUAAACACCGCGCAUACUUAGAGUGUCAGGUGUCACGGGCCAGCGCGAAAGUCACAUGGUACAAGAACAAGUCGGAGCUCAGACCCAGCAAGAAGCAUGAGAUCACCAGUGAGGACAUCUACAGGAAGCUCACCAUUAUCGACGUGGACUCUGAUGAUGAAGACACAUACAUGUGUGACGCCAUUGAUGAUAAGACUUCAUGUCAGCUACUUGUAGAGGAGCAAGCUAUCAGUAUAGUACGGGAGUUGAGUUCUGUGGAGGUGACCGAGCCAUUUGCCGCCCACUUUGAGGUUGAAGUCAGUGUGGAGACAGUCAAGCCAGUGAAAUGGAUGCUAAAUGGGGAACAGCUGAAGGAGAGCGCGGAUAUCGAGAUGGAGAAAGAGGGAACCAUGCAUCGCCUCACUUUUAAGAAGACCAAGGCCUCCAUGUCAGGCCCGGUACAGUUCACAGCCGGAAAGAGCAAAUCAACAGCGGAUCUGAAAGUGAAAGAGCGUCCCAUUGAAGUCCUUGAGCCUCUCAAGGAUGUGUCAGCCAAGGAGAAGACUUCCACCACACUGUGCUGCAAGUUCUCUGCCCCACCAAAAGAAGUGCAGUGGUUUAAGGGUCAAACUGCUUUGGAAGCUUCUAGCAAGUACAGCAUGAAGCAAAAGGACGCCAACGUGCAGCUGAUUAUACAAGCUUUGAGUGCAGAGGACUCUGGAGAGUAUCGCUGUCAGGUCGGGGUGUGUGAGAGCAAAGCCGUUCUCAAAGUAGAAGUGCGUAAAAUCCAGAUCACCAAACAUCUAAAAGAUGUGGAGGUGGAUGAAGAUGGUGAUGCUGUAUUCACUUGUGAGGUUAACUAUGCUGAUGAAGAAGUCCAAUGGACGCUCAAUGACAAGCUGCUUUUCAACAAUGAAGUCAAUGCCAUCACCCAUGUGGAUAAGACCCACACCCUCACUCUCAAGAACCUUGCACCUGAGGAUGGUGGGAAGGUGUCAUUCAGCAUUAGGGAUGUAAAAGAAACAGUAUGCCUGAAGGUCAAAGAAAAGAAAGCUGUCUUCCUGAAGUUGCUAGAUGAUGUAGUUGCAGAGGAGAAGGGUACAGUUACCCUUAAGUGUGAAGCCUCAAAGCCCAGAGUGGCCCCUGUGUGGCGCAAAGAUGGUACAGUCUUGUCGGCAGGCAAAAAGUAUGAGCUACUCCAUGAUGGUAAGUCCUUGGGACUGACUAUCCAUGAUGUCAUGCAAGCUGACGCCGGGGAGUACAGCUGUGAUCUUGGCACAGACCUCUCCAAGUCCAAGGUCACUGUUAGAGAUAUCCACAUCGGGAUUACCAAGCGGCUUAAGUCGAUAGAGGCCAAAGCAGGUGAAAACUGCACAUUUGAGUGUAUCUUGUCCCGGGAAAGCUCAGAGAAGUGCUCCUGGAGCCUAAAAGGCCAACCUGUCACUGAUGGAGGCCGUUUCCAGAUAAGCAGCAAAGGGCGCAAAUAUACCUUAACAAUCAAAUCAGUCUCAGCUUCUGAUUCUGGUGAGGUGGUCUUCACUCUCAAAGAUUUGAGCUCGAAGGCAACACUUUCUAUUGAGGGUGAAGCUCCUACCAUAUCUAAAGAGCUUCAGGGUGUUACUGCCAAAAUUGGUGAAGAUGCCACAUUCUCCUGUGAACUUUCUCAACCUGGACUGGAAGUGAAGUGGUCCAAGGAUGGCAAGUCUAUCAGAAAGAGCCAAAAAUAUGAAAUCAGUCAGGAGCAGAUGCUCAUAAAACUGACUAUCCGCAACGUCACUGACAAAGACUCUGGAGAAUACAGCUGCGAGGUCACCGGUGGUCCAACCUCCAAGGCUAAACUGGAGAUCAAAGAAUUGGCCAACAAAUUCAUUCGUGAGCUAAAGGAUGUCAGUGCAGAAGAGAAUAGUGCCAUUUCCUUUGAAUGUGAAACCGCCCAACCUGCCGGUAAAGUCACCUGGCUGAAAGGAACAAAGGAGAUCAAGGCUGGAGGAAGGUAUGAGCUGACGCAGAGGGGAACCAUCCUCAUCCUCAAUGUGAAGGAUCUGGAGAAGAGUGACAGCGAGGUAUACACCUGUGACAUUGGCUCUACAAAGAGUACAGCCAAAUUGACAGUGAAAGUGGUGCCUGCCAGGUUCAAGGGGCAGAUGAAGAACCAGCAGGUUACCGAAGGCGGGAAAGUCUUACUUUCCUGCGAGCUCUCAAAACCUGGCUGCCAAGUGCAAUGGAAGAAGGGAACUAAAAGUCUGAAACAUGGGGGAAGAUAUCAGAUAACGCAGAGGGACACCAUGUUUGAGCUACAGAUUUCAGACUUAGUGGCUGAGGACAGUGGAGAAUAUUCCUGUGAAUGUGGAAACGAGAAAACAACAGCAAAUGUUGUUGUCAGUGCAUUACCAGUGGUCUUCAAGCAUGAGCUACAGAGCCAAGAGUGUGAAGAAGGAGACAGUGUUACUCUUCAUUGUGAACUCUCAAAACCUGGAGUUCCAGUUGUUUGGAAGAAAGGAACGCAAGUGCUCCAUUCUGGGGAAAAGUACCUCAUCAAGCAAGAUGCAGCUACUUUAGAGUUGAAGAUUGUUGACCUCAAACCUGAAGAUGCUGGACAAUACACAUGUUUGUGUGGUGACAAAAAAACUACGGCAAACAUUAAGAUCAAGGCAUUACCACUGAUCUUCAAACGAGAACUACAGAACCAGGAGUGUCAAGAGAUGGACAGUGUUACUCUUCAGUGUGAGCUUUCCAAACCAGGAGUGCCUGUGGUUUGGAGGAAAGGAACUCAGGUGAUCCAUUCUGGAGAGAAAUACCACAUCAAGCAAGUUGGGUCUACUUUCGAGCUGAAGAUCACCGAUGUCAAACCUGAAGAUGCUGGAGUCUAUAGUUGUGAUUGUGGGUUUAACAAAACCUCAUCUACCAUUACCGUCAAUGCAUUACCAGUGGUCUUCAUACAUGAGCUACAGAACCUAGAGUGUGAUGAAGGAGGCAGUGCUACCCUGUCCUGCGAGCUUUCCAAACCUGGCAUCUCUGUGCAGUGGAAAAAAGGAAGCCGUGUUAUCCAGUCUGGAGGAAAGUACACCAUCAGGCAGAUUGCCUCAAAGGUGGAGCUGAAGAUCACUGAUCUCAAACGUGAAGAUGAAGGAGACUACACAUGUGUAUGUGGAGACAAGACAACCACAGCCAAUAUGAAGAUCAAGGCUCUAAAGUUCAUCAGUUCUACUGCUGCCCCUGAAACAAUCUUCCAGAAACAGAAAGAGAAACAUGCAGAGCUCAGUGCUCGCCCAGUUCAGUUUACACAAGAACUGCUAAACCAAGCAUGUGAUGAAGAUGGCAGUGUUACUCUGCACUGUGAACUCUCAAAACCUGGAGUUCCUGUAAUUUGGAGGAAAGGAACACAGAUGAUCCACUCUGGAGGGAAGUACCUCAUGAAACAAGUUGGCGCUACUGUUGAGUUGAAGAUCAUUGAUGUUAAACCUGAAGAUGCUGGAAACUAUGCUUGUGAUUGUGGAGACAGCAUCACCACUGCUAACAUCAAAGUCAAUGCAUUACCAGUGGUUUUCAAGCGUGAGCUACAGAAACAAGAGAUUCAAGAGGGGGACAGUGUUACUUUGCACUGUGAACUCUCAAAACCUGGACUGCCUGUGGUUUGGAGGAAAGGAACUCAGGUGAUCCACUCUGGAGGGAAGUACCUCAUCAAACAAGUUGGCUCUACUGUUGAGCUGAAGAUCACUGAUGUCAAACCUGAAGAUGCUGGAGAUUAUGUUUGUGAUUGUGGAGACAACAUCAGCACCGCUAUCAUCAAAGUCAAUGCAUUACCAGUGAUCUUCAAGCAUGAGCUACAGAACCAAGAGAUUCAAGAGGGGGACAGUGUUACUUUGCACUGUGAACUCUCAAAACCUGGAGUACCUGUGGUUUGGCGGAAAGGAGCACAGGUGAUUAAUUCUGGAGGGAAGUACCUCAUCAAGCAAGUUGGCGCUACUGUUGAGUUGAAGAUCAUUGAUGUUAAACCUGAAGAUGCUGGAAACUAUACUUGUGAUUGUGGAGACAGCAUCACCACUGCUAACAUCAAAGUCAAUGCAUUACCAGUGAUCUUCAAGCAUGAGCUACAGAACUUAGAGAUUCAAGAGGGGGACAGUGUUACUUUGCACUGUGAACUCUCAAAACCAGGAGUGCCUGUGGUUUGGAGGAAAGGAACACAGGUGAUUAAUUCUGGAGGGAAGUACCUCAUAAAGCAAGUUGGCGCUACUGUUGAGUUGAAGAUCAUUGAUGUUAAACCUGAAGAUGCUGGAAACUAUACUUGUGAUUGUGGAGACAGCAUCACCACUGCUAACAUCAAAGUCAAUGCAUUACCAGUGGUUUUCAAGCGUGAGCUACAGAAACAAGAGAUUCAAGAGGGGGACAGUGUUACUUUGCACUGUGAACUCUCAAAACCUGGAGUGCCUGUGGUUUGGAGGAAAGGAACUCAGGUGAUACACUCUGGAGGGAAGUACCUCAUCAAACAAGUUGGCUCUACUGUUGAGCUGAAGAUCACUGAUGUCAAACCUGAAGAUGCUGGAGAUUAUGUUUGUGAUUGUGGAGACAACAUCAGCACUGCUAUCAUCAAAGUCAAUGCAUUACCAGUGGUCUUCAAGCGUGAGCUACAGAACCAAGAGAUUCAAGAGGGGGACAGUGUUACUUUGCACUGUGAACUCUCUAAACCUGGAGUGCCUGUGGUUUGGAGGAAAGGAACACAGGUGAUCCACUAUGGAGGAAAGUACCUCAUCAAGCAAGUUGGGGCUACUGUUGAGUUGAAGAUCAUUGAUGUUAAACCUGAAGAUGCUGGAAACUAUACUUGUGAUUGCGGAGACAGCAUGACAACUGCCAACAUCAAGGUUAACGCUUUCCCAGCCAUCUUCACAAAAGAGAUGCAGAACCAGACAGCUAUUGAAGGAGAGAGCAUCAUCUUCCAAUGUGAGCUCUCCAAACCUGCAGUUCCUGUGGUUUGGAGGAAAGGAACUCAGGUGAUCCACUCUGGAGGAAAGUAUCUUAUCAAACAAGUUGGCUCUACUGUUGAGUUGAAGAUCACUGAUGUCAAACCUGAAGAUGCUGGUGACUAUGCUUGUGAUUGUGGAGACAGCAUUACAACUGCCAAUGUCAAGGUUAACGGUAGGAGAAGACCCAACUGCUCCAUGAAUUCUUCUUUGAAAUGCAUUGUCACUUUCACCCUGUUAACCUGUUGGUGUACUUUAAGGCCUUUGUGUUGUCUUAGACUUACUUGUCUGGAAAAUAUUAUAACUCUACAUAUGGAAUUAAAUAUCUUAAAUCUUAUACCGCUCUUUGAAUUGUCAGCACUUCCAGCCAUCUUCACACAAGCACUGAAGAACCAAACAGCUGUUGAGGGAGAGAGCAUUAGCUUCCAGUGUGAGCUCUCCAAAGCAGACAUUCCAGUUGAGUGGCGCAGGGGUGAAAUUGGCCUAUGCCCCUGUGCUAAAUAUGAAUUCAAGCAAGAUGGUCACCAUGCCCAACUUGUCAUACAUGACCUUGAACCUGAGGACUCUGGUGACUAUAUUUGUGACACCGGAGAACGCCAAAGCAUUGCAUAUUUGGAGGUUAAGGCACUGCCAGUUCUUUUCAAAUCAUCUCUGAAAGAUUUGGAAACUGAGGCUGGGGAAAAUGCAGUGUUUCGAUGUGAACUUGCGAAACCUGGAGCCAAAGUCAUCUGGAGGAAGGACAAGAGUGUAAUAGAAGCAAGCAACAAAUGUCAGCUGAAGCAAGAUGGAGCUGUUGUUGAGCUUAUUAUUUACAAGCUGCAGGGAGGAGAUUCUGGAGAAUACUCGUGUGAGACAGAACAUGAUCGGACAUCUGCCAAACUCGCCGUGAAGGAACCUGAAAUCAUGAUCUUAACUGGCUUGAAGAGCUGCAUUGUCAAUGAAGGCGAGGACGUUCAUUUUGAAUGCCUCGUCUCUCAUGAUAAUGCACUCAUUGUUCAGUGGACACUGCAAGAUGUUCCACUACAGAACAAUGAGAUGAAUGAAAUCCGAAUGGAAGGCAAAAGGCACACACUCACACUAAGAAGUGUCACCCAGAAAGACUCAGGCACGGUGUCCUUCCAUGUUGGUGCCCACACUUCUUUUGCUUGUCUUACAGUCAGAGAAAUCCCAGUGCUAUCAUUUUCGAAGGAGUUGACAAGCCAGGAAGUCACAGAGGGAGGCAGCGCCUCAUUAUGUUGUGAAACUUCAAUCCCUUGUGCCAACGUGACCUGGAAGAAGGGCACUCAGGUCCUAUCUGAUGGAAAGAAGUAUUUCAUAAAGAGGGAUGGCACAAUCCAAACCUUGGAGAUCCAUAAGUUAUCAGUGGAAGAUGGUGGCGAGUACAUAUGCGAGGCAGGAGACAAACGAAGCAAAGCCACAUUAACCGUCAAAGAAUGUGUAAAAAUCACACGAGAAUUAAAGGAUGUGACUGUGAUAACGGGCGAGGAUGCUAUUUUCCGGUGUGAGGUGUCCCAAACAGGGGUUACGAAUGUCGAGUGGUGGCUCGGAUCCAACCACCUUCAAAACAAUGACUUAAAUCAAAUCAGCUGCCAAGGAAGGGAACACAGCCUAGUGCUGAAAAUGGUCACACCCGAUGAUUCAGGUGAUGUAGCCUUUGUGGUUGGCCCUGAGAAGAGUGUCGCCUACUUGAUGGUGCAGGAGAAACCCAAAGUCGUAUUCUUAGAGAAGCCUCUGGACUUAACUGCCAAAGAGGGUCAAACAGUCACACUGUCCUGCAUGACUUCCGACCCUGAGGCCUCUGUUGCCUGGUACAAAGACCAGGAGAUGAUAAAGGCAGGGGGCAGGUAUCUGCUCUACAAGGAUAGAGCCGUCCAUCAGCUCCGCAUCCUUAGGGUGGAGGAAGGGGAUGCAGGGGUGUAUACGUGCAAAACCAAAGAUGCAGAAAGCUGCGCCACCCUUACUGUAAAAGGUCAACCUGCGUACUUCCAGAAGGAGUUAGAGAACCAGAAUGCAAUUGAGGGAGAUAGUAUCACAUUGCGCUGUGAACUCUCUAAACCAGUUAAAAGUGUAGAGUGGAGAAAAGGUGGAGUGGUGCUCCAACCCAGUAAGAAAUUUGAGAUGAAAAAGGAAGGAUGUGUGCUGGAGCUUCAUGUCCAUGAUCUGGAACCAGAGGACAAUGGCUACUACACUUGUGAUGCUGGAGACCAGUUGACCACAGCAUCAGUCACAGUGCAAGAGGCUGAGGUCCUCAUAGUCUCGGGUAUAAAGAAUACAGAUGUGUUUGUGGGCGAACAGGCAAUUUUCUCCUGCCAGCUCUCUCGCCGUGCCAAAGGCAGAGUUCAGUGGUGGCUAGAUGGCACUCGUUUGGAGAACAGUACCUUCAGUGAAAUAAGUGUGGGUGAAGACCAUGUCCACACUCUCACUCUAAGGAACCUUUCUCCCAAUGAUUCGGGUACAGUCCUGUUCAAAACAGGUGGCCUGACAUCCUCCGCCAAACUGUUAGUGAAAGAUCCCAAUGUGGAGGUGGUCAGUGCCAUGGAGGACCAACAUGUAGCAGAGAGCCAGCCUGCAGAGUUCAUCUGUCAGUACUCCAGGCCAGUCAAGGCUAUAUGGAAGCGAAACGGCAUACCUGUGCGAGCAGACGGUCGCAGGGUAAUAGUGGAACAGGACUGGACUGUUGCGAGGUUGUACAUUAGCUGUGUGGAGCCUCAGGAUGGGGGGAUGUACUCCUGUGAGGCAGAAGGAACUUCUGUUGUGGCACAUCUCAGGGUGCAAGCUAAACCCAUUGACAUUCUCCAAGAGCUGAGUAACGUGGAGACCAUUAAUGGUGGGGAAGCACUUUUUGAAUGCUCCUUGUCACGUCCUGAAACCAAAGACUGCCGGUGGUUAAUCGAUGGCAAGCCUGUAAAGGAGUCGGCAAAUGUGGAGAUUGUUUCCUUUGAGAGUGGCCGACGACAUCUUCUGCUCUUAAAGGACUUGCAUCCUUGUGAAAACACAAGGGUUACAUUCCAAGCUGGCACUUCAUCAACUACUGCUCUUCUGUCUGUCAAAGCUUGGCAACUGGAGGUGGUCAAGCCUUUGGAAGAUAAGACUGCCAUUGCAGGAGAACAAGUUGAGUUCACUUGUGCUUUGAAUGAAGCUGUGCCUGAGAGUGAAGUGACUUGGUAUGCAAAUGGUGUUGAGCUUCAACAUAAUGACCAAUGGGCCAUGAGAGCCAGUGGCUCUUCCUACAGCCUCAUUUUGAAGAAAGCCCAGGCUCGGCCCACACAGGAAAUCACAUUUGCAGCUCGGGAUGCAUUAUCAUUGGCCAAACUCAUCACAAUUGCUGUGCCUGAUCCCCCUGAAGACCCAGAGUUGGUGAGUAAAGGCCCAACAUUCGUUACCUUGUCUUGGUUCACCCCUCUCAGUGAUGGAGGAAGCCCAAUCAUUGGUUACCGUGUGGAAAUGCGUCUAGUGGACAGUGUCCUCUGGCUUCCCUGCCACACAGAACCAGUGUGCAACACUGAAUUUCUGGUUGAAAACCUCAUACCGGGAGCAGGUUACAGAUUCAGAGUGGCAGCCAUUAACCGUGCUGGCAUUGGAGAGCCUGUCCAGCUGCCUCAAACCGUGACGCUCGAUGCACCAGUGACCAUGACCAAAAUGUUAACCUGCUCUGAGCUCCAAAAAGGAAAGAUGGUUCGUUUGGAGUGUGAACUUUCUGCAGAGAGUAAAUCAGUCACAUGGCUCAAGGACGACAGAGAGAUAGAGGCUGGGGCCAAGUACCAAGAGUUAGCCGAGGGCAAGAGCCAAGUUUUGCUCAUUAAGGAUUUCCAGUCUACAGACCAGGGUGUCUAUUGUUGUGUAGCCUCAGAUGAGGCAAAAACUUCAAUCAACCUCAACCUCGAAGAUGACACAACACUUUCUCAGGAUGCAGGCAGCCAACCCAAACUGCCUCCUGAGGCUGCUUCAGAGGGAGAUUUACACGCUUUGUGGGAGGCAGUGGCCAAGAAGAGGAGAAUGAGUCGGGAACCUACAUUAGAUUCAAUUUCCGAAUUGCCAGAAGAAGAUGGAAAAGAAAAGGUGCAAAGCAAAGAAGGAAAUGUAACUGAAAAAGAAGUGAAAGAGAAAGAGAGAUCUGUUGAGCCAGCUCCCAAAAUCACAGCAGAGCCUAAUCUCUAUACCAGUUCUGAUGAGGAAUCUCUCAGUGGGACAACAAGCUUGGUGUCUUACCUUAAGAAAAGCAGCAAGUCUUCCAUGACUGUGGAGAGUCACACUGAGACCACUGCCUCCAAGAAACUGUAUGAGCACUUUCAGAUGACUGAGCAAUCUGUUACAAAGACAUCUGUGGAGCCAGUCAUGGAAGCUCAGAAUGGGGAUGAGUUGCAGGAUGCUGCUGUCAAGAUUCAGGCAGCCUUCAAAGGUUAUAAAGCCAGGAAGGACAUGCGACCAGUCUUCAAAGAAGUAUUCAAAGAGCAGACUAAGGAGCCCAAUGGGACAAUUCAUCUUGAGUGCAUUGUGGAGGGUAAGCCAGAUAAAGUUCGCUGGCUAAAGGAUGGUGAACCCUUAAUAGAUGGCAAGCACCACCAUAUUGACAUCUAUAAUGAUGGUACCUGCUCUCUAGUAGUGACAGCUGCCACAACCAAAGACACAGGUGUAUAUACUUGUGAAGUCACCAAUAAGUUUGGCAUUUCCACCCAUAGUGGUAAAGUCACCAUAGGGUCAAUGCGGGAAUCUUCUGGGCGACGACCCCUCACUCUGGGCUACAGUGCAGAUAGUGAAGCUGAGAGCUCCUCAGGCAGUGAGAUGGAUGAGACUUUACGUCAGGCAAGUAAACGGUUGCGGCGACUUUUUCGUACUCGCCUUCCUCCGGAUGUGGAGGAGGAACCUUUUGUGAGUGCGGAUGAAGGAGAUUUACCUCCACCAGAUCUACAGUCUUACCGGGAAGACGAUCAGUAUAUCUAUAUCCGCUUUGAUAAUCGUGCAGAAGCUCAAGUGGCUUCCCAGCGCUUCCAGGAAAUGUUUACUUUUCAAGGAGUACCCAUUGAAACGGCCAUCAUAGCAGCAGCAGGUUCUAAGGUAGAGCUGCGUAUCACAAAGAUGAGCCUCUCCCAAGAUGGCUCCCAAACCCCAACUCAGGACCGACCGAUGCCUGCUUUCAUGACGGGAACCCCUGCGGCCCCCGUCUUCCUGACGGAGCUUCGUAGCCAGGAUGUUCCUGAUGGAUUUCCAGUCAGUUUUGACUGCGUAAUUGUCGGCAAACCCUCUCCCACUGUGCGAUGGUUCAAGGAUGGAAAGCUGUUGGAGGAAAAUGACCACUACAUGAUCAAUGAAGACCAGGAAGGCCGUCACCAGCUGAUCAUCACAGCUGUGCUCCCCACAGAUAUGGGCGUAUAUCGAUGCAUGGCUGAAAAUGACAGUGGCAUCGCCUCCAGCAAGGCUGAGCUGAGAGUGGACAUGUCCUGCAGCUCAGAUUAUGACACAGCAGCUGAUGCCACAGAGACUUCUUCCUAUGUCAGUGCCAAAGGCUAUGUGUCAAGCUCGGAGCACAGGGACACCGAGGCUUUUGAGUCGGUGGCAGAGGACGAGCAGCUUCCUCAGGUUGUGGAUGAGUUACAUGAUUUAUUCCUCAGUCCUGGAGCACCCAUUGCCAAAAUGAGUGUUAGGGUCAAAGGAUUUCCCACACCAAGAGUUUACUGGUUCAAAGAUGGCACCCCACUUCAAGCCUCCAGCAGAAUUGUAUUGUCGACCGAGCGAGAUCAGCACAGUCUUGAGAUUUUGGAUGUUAAGCGUGAGGACACCGGAGAAUACUCAGCAUACAUUAGCAAUAUAGCUGGAUCUGCCUACUCUUCAGCACGACUGAAUGUACUGGCUCCUGGAGAGCGGCCAGCACCUGACCAGGGACGAAUGAGAGAUUCAAAGGUGCCACUUGUGCCACCACGCUUCCUGGAGAGGUUCAGCAACAAGAAGGUGAAACAGGGAGCAAGUAUAACCCUGUCAGUCAAAGUGGAAGGUUCCCCAACCCCAUCUGUGAACUGGUUAAAGGAAGUGUCGGAUAAGGAUGUUUUGUGGAUCAAGGCAGACACACCAGGUUACAAGGUGGCCAGCUCUGGUCGUCAACAUAGUCUAAUCCUCAUGGAAGUGGAAAAAAAACAUAGUGGCAUGUACACUUGCAUUGCCACCAACCGUGCUGGACAGUCGGUUAACACAGCCCGGCUGGAUGUGGAGACAGCACCGGAGCAAAAGAGCAAAGUUGGGGCAGAGGUUCUAGGAAUUACCGUUAGCCCACCGGAGGAAGCGGGCAAAGGGGAGGUCAAACUACCUUACCUGGGUGAAGUGGGUACAGAGGAAUUCUUACAAAAACUCACAACCCAAAUCACUGAAAUGGUAUCUGCCAAGUUCACUCAAGCUACAUUACGUGUCCCAGGAGCUGACAGUGAUGAUGAUACAAAAACACCAUCACCAUCUCCAUAUCACGGCCGAUCACGCCCUCCAUCUCUGAUCGCGGACUCAUCGUCUGAAUCGGAUGAAGGAGAUGCCAGGGGAGAGAUGUUUGAUAUCUACGUGGUGACAGCUGAUUACAACCCCAUGGGUGUCAGUAAAGAUACCAUCGCUCUGAAAGAGGGCCAGUAUGUGGAGGUUCUGGACUCCGCCCACCCACUCAAAUGGCUGGUCCGCACCAAGCCUACCAAAUCCAACCCGUCUCGCCAGGGAUGGGUCUCACCUGCAUAUCUUGACAAAAGACUGAAGCUGUCUGCAGACGUAACAGACGUCCCAGAGACCACCAGAGAGGAAGUCACCGAGACAGAGUACAAGAAGAAACUCUGUCAACUUGUUCAGGAGCUGAUCAACACAGAGACCGAGUUUCUGAAGGAGAUUGAGUUCGUCACAUCACACCAUCUGAAGCGUGUGGACGAGGAGAGCACACCACCUGAUAUCACCAGCCAGAAGGAAACCAUCUUCCGUAAUAUCAGUGAUUUGAAAUCCUUCCACAGCAGCUCUUUGCUGCCUGGUUUGCGCGAUUGUGACACGGAUGAUGACAUUGCCAUGCAUUUCUUGAGAAACUCUGAAGGUUUUGAGAAAUAUCUGCAGUAUCUCAUUGGACAGUCACAGGCUGAGUCUGUCAUCAGUGAUAAAGAAGUGCACCAAUAUUUCAAGAAUUAUUCAGACUCAGAGUUGGCAAAUGUUGACACCUCAGAGGGUCCGGUGCUCAGCAUCAAUGCUUACCUUCAGAAACCACCAGAGAGAAUUCAAAAGUACAGGGUUUUACUGAAGGAAUUGAUCCGAAACAAAGCAAGGAAUGGUCAGAACUGCUGUUUGUUGGAGCAGGCCUAUGCAAUGGUGUCGUCCCUCUCCCAGCGCUCAGAGAACACACACCAUGUAUCUCUCAUAGAGAACUACCCCGCCAACCUGGAGGCGUUGGGAGAACCUAUUAGACAGGGGCCUUUCACUGUUUGGGAAGGAGCUCCUGGAAUUCGAUCAUCUGCCAGAGGUCACCACCGACACGUUUUCCUCUUCAAAAACCAUGUGGUCAUCUGCAAGCAGAAGAGAGACACAAAUAUGGACACCCAAACAUAUGUGUUCAAGAAUAUGAUGAAGCUCACAAACAUUGAUGUGAACGAGACCGUGGAGGGUGAUGAGAGAGCAUUUGAGAUCUGGCAUGAGCGUGAGGACUCUGUGAGAAAAUACACACUGCAGGCGCGGACUGUCAUCAUAAAGAACUCAUGGCUGCGUGACCUCCGUGACCUUCAGCAGCGUUAUAGCAUGCCAGCGUGGAGCCUUCCAGAUUUCGACUCGGUGUUGACAGACCUCACAGCAGAGCUCGGACAGACAGUAAAGCUCGCCUGCAAGGUCACUGGUGCCCCUAAACCACAGGUCACCUGGUACAAAGACGGGCGAGCUGUGGAAGCGGAUCCUCAUCACAUCAUCAUUGAGGACCCAGAUGGCUCUUGCACACUCAUAUUGGACAACAUGACAGCAGACGACUCUGGCCAGUACAUGUGCUUUGCCACCAGCUCUGCGGGCAACGCCAGCACACUAGGCAAAAUCACCGUGCAGGUACCUCCACGUUUUGUGAAUAAGAUCCGGAACGCCACACUCUUUCCAGGAGAAGAUGCUCAGUUCACCUGCACCAUUCAGAGCGCACCAAGUCCCAAGAUAAGAUGGUUUAAGGAUGGUAAACUACUGACAGACCAGGAGAAGUUUCAGACAUACAGUGAAUCACGCAGUGGAGUGUUGGUCCUAGUUAUCAAGAACCCUGGAGAAAGAGACCUCGGACACUAUGAGUGUGAGCUGUCGAACCGUCUGGGCAGUGCCAGGUGUGCGGCACAGCUCAUCACUCCUGCUGUGGCAAUGGCGGGAGAACGUCGAGCAGAUCAGGCCAUCACUAUAGAAGUAACGGAACAAGAGACGAAAAUACCGAAGAAAACCAUAAUUAUCGAGGAGACCAUCACCACAGUGGUGAAGAACACUCGUAUGAAACGCCACGCGUCCCCUCGACCAUCGCCCAUGGGCGCUUACCGCUCAGAGACGUCCACUCCCGAGCCACCCAGACAGAGACGAACCCUGGCCAGGAAGACCACUGUACCAACAGUGUAUGUUCAAGAGCCGGAGGGUGCCACGGCCAGGAACCCAAGAUGGGUGGAAGUGGAGGAAAUAAUCGAGUAUAAAGUGAACAAAUCACCCAAGUUACCAAGAAGAAGGGGCGUUUCCCCCAGCAAGUUGUCACCACCGGGCAAUCCAAACACUAAUAACUCCAACAACAAGUUAGUAGAGGAGCCAAUGGGUGCCGCAAUGGCUCUACAAGCCUCUUCUGGUACGGAUGAAGAGGAAAAUGUGCAGAACGUGUCUGAGGUUGACAAUAUGACAACAUACCCAAUCGUUACAGGAGAUAUUAGUGACUCGUGUGAAUUGGUUGACUCCGAUGGAGAUGAAGAAGGAACUGUUGUCUUGGAGCCCGAAGACGACGAACUUGGUGCCCGCGACUGCAAAAUACUGACCGAUGGGAAUCGAGUUCUUACUCUUGAAGACCUCGAGGACUACGUCCCUCAGGAAGGGGAGACUUUCGGCAGCCGUACAGACCAUCACGUCCCUAUUGAGAAGCCAAGUGAGAUCUCGGUGGUGCAGAGAGAAAUUAACGAGCCUGUCGUUGGCAAACCCAUUCUGCUGCACGUCGGACGUCCAGUGGCAUCCGCAAAGCCUCGCAUGGGUUUCUUUGGUUCGUUCAAGGAACAUAUUUCCAGCAUGUUCACUCCAGGUUCAUCAGCGAGCGGCAGCUCUCGGUCAAGGCGAGAGAAGACCAUACCUAUUCACGUGACACAAGAAACUUCAUCCAACUCUUCACGCCAUGCCAGGAGCUUUGCGAGGUUCGAAGUCCAGCCGACGUACUGCUCCGAGGUCCAGAGAGGAAAAGAAGGAGGUCUGCAAAGCUUCAAAACACAAGUGUCCGCACAAACCUGCAGCUACACACCAACCGAACAAGUCACUCUUCAGAUCAGCAAGAGGAAGCCAUUUGAAAAGCAGUAAUCCUCAGGAUAGUGUCUUUGAAGCUUGUUUCCGGCCUGCAAGUAGCCCUAGUCUUUAAUGGGAACACUUCUGUAAAAUCUAAUUCAGUCGCAAAGCUUCUGCUAACAGCAGAUCAUUCCAUGUUGAGGCAACACUUUUUGCAUAGGAUUCACUUGCCAAACUUGAUGCGUUUAUAUCUACCUAAUGAAGACUUUCUAAUUACUUGACUUCCCAUAAGCGCAAAAUCAAAUGUGCAUGGAACGGGAACGGCAAGUUCAACAAGAAUGUGCAAAUAUGGACAGUACAGCUGUCUUUUUGUCUAUAGGACAUACUAAAAAAUAUGUGUCUGUCAAGAAAUCCAAAUUUAACUCCUUUGGACUCCAACAAUAAGAUUGUGGAUGUCAUAUGGAAUUAAUGUACCUCAGCAAUACAUAUAUAGAGAAAAUAUUUGUGUGUUUUUCAACAUCUAAAAAGC